This is a messenger RNA of Conger conger (European conger), 1287 nucleotides long. It is a transcript of the gene dkk1b, whose product is annotated as dickkopf WNT signaling pathway inhibitor 1b. Gene Ontology annotation, biological process: negative regulation of canonical Wnt signaling pathway; multicellular organism development. NCBI's taxonomy places the organism in Eukaryota, Metazoa, Chordata, Actinopteri, Anguilliformes, Congridae. Gene Ontology annotation, cellular component: extracellular region. Gene Ontology annotation, molecular function: receptor antagonist activity; co-receptor binding. Bases 122 to 865 code for a protein of 247 amino acids. The transcript is spliced from 4 exons. The record is from RefSeq and is a predicted model, not a curated record.
GGUUCAGUACACUUACAUCAUCCUUGCGAGCUGCUUACCUACAAAGGAAUACUACGUCUCGCUCAAGUCUUUGCCACGGAGUUUGAACUUGUUGACUUGUUGUUGCGCUACUCCUGUAACAAUGUUGCGAGUUUCGGUGCCUGUGUUUGUUGUUUUUUGCUGUGCUAUAUGCUUAUACUCUGAGAAUGCCUGUGCUGGGCCAGUUCUGCUCAACUCCAAUGCCAUCAAAAAUCUUCCCGGAGGGGUUGCAAAUCCCAGCCACCCGGUCAGCGCAAGCCCAGACGUUCUACCUUUUGACAGCGGCAGUCAGAACAUGGCGAUUGAUACUUUACAGCCUACAAGUUGCGUGGUUGACGAAGAAUGCGGUGAUGAAGAGUUUUGCUACGGAACCAGAGGCGCCUGUCUACCGUGCAAGAAACGUAGGAAACGCUGUAUCCGGGACGCUAUGUGCUGCCCUGGUAACCACUGCAGCAAUGGAGUGUGUUUGCCCAUUGACUCUGACACUGCUCAACACCCUGGUGCUGAAGAGGUGGUGCCUAUUACUUUCGAUAACUCAACAGUGGAAGCAAAUUCCAAGCCUACAUCCCAAGGGAAAUCACAAUCACUCAAAGGUCAGGAGGGUGAGAACUGCUUGAGGUCCACAGACUGUUCGGAUGGACUCUGCUGCGCCCGUCACUUCUGGUCCAAAAUCUGCAAACCCGUUCUGAUUGAGGGACAAGUGUGCACCAAGCAUCGGAGGAAAGGCACCCAUGGCCUGGAGAUAUUCCAGCGCUGUGACUGUGCUCAUGGGCUUGCUUGCCGAACACAGAAGGGAGACAACAACAACAAGGCUUCUCGGAGUCUCCACACUUGCCAAAGACACUGAGUCCCUCACAGUCUUACCAAAGCUGAUAUCUUAAGGACAUUGUUUAAGCCCGUCGGGAGUUUUAAAGGAUUUUUUUAUUUCCUUCCGAAGAGCAUUUGAAAUCGCCGGAGAGGGCGUUCGCUUUGGAUACUCUGUUCUUUUUCUUCAAUUUUGUGUUUCAAAAUAGCAGAGUAGCUUUGAUUGUUUCUCUUUUAUGGAACUUGAGAUUCACAAUGGUUGCAGUAAAUUACUGUAUUGUAAAUACCAUACUGAAAGUGGCACUUAACUCUAGUGAUUUCUGUCAACACAACUAUUCUGAGAGCAAGUGCUACAUGAUUCUACCAUGUUAUUGUAAAUUUAUAAACAAUGUGAUUUCUAUUGUUAUUUAGAUUCUUGAUAUAAAUGCCUAUAUUUUUAUUUGAAAUAAAGACAAUGUAAAAAUA